This is a messenger RNA of Neoarius graeffei (lesser salmon catfish), 1185 nucleotides long. RefSeq lists its product as uncharacterized. Lineage: Eukaryota; Metazoa; Chordata; Actinopteri; Siluriformes; Ariidae. Bases 292 to 1098 code for a protein of 268 amino acids. The record is from RefSeq and is a predicted model, not a curated record. The transcript is spliced from 7 exons.
CCAUUUCGAAAUACGAAGUGAAAAUAAACAAAUCGUGCGUCUACUAAUGUUUGCAGCGAUGACAAGAAAAUUUCAGGAAACGUCUAACCGACAAAUUUCACAGCCAAUACGGAAAUCGACGGAACCAAUCAGAAUCCGAGGCUGUGUGUAACCGGAGAAACGUCCCGAAAUGUGGCGUCCACGCUGCUGCCUGAGAAGCACGAGACAGUAUUAUUGUUAAGAAAAGACAAGACUUGGGCAAACCAGACCAGACCGUUGCAGCCAGCUGUGGACCUCAAAGACACAAAGAAAAUGAAGAGGAAAAAGACGGAAGUGGCACCCGAGAGCCUGGAGGUGUGUGUCCCUGUCAGUGAGGUGAAGAAAAAGAAGAAAGAUGGCAACGUAGAGUCCACAGGCACGGUUGAUCCGACAGAUGAGUGUACAAACAGAGAGCUCGAUGGCAAAAAGAAAUCUGAGGCUUGCGAAGCUGAUUGUGUGGUAAAGAAGAAAAAGAAGAAGGAGAAAGAUGCCUGUGUGGACACUACAGAGUCAGUUGAUCUUACAGAGAGCUGUGAGAAUAAAGAGCUUAAUGGCAAGAAGAAAGAAACGCACAAAACCAAGCAACCUGUAAUAACUGAGAAGGAUGGAGUGGAAGAAGAGGAAGAUAUGGAGGGUGAGGACGAGGAUGAGCUGAGCCCAGAGGAAAGGCGUGUGCUUGAGAGGAAGCUGAAGAAGAUUCGGAAAAAGGAGGAGAAGAAGAAGCGGAAGGAAGAAGAGAAGGCGAAGAAGGAGGAGGAGAGCAAAAGCAGCAAUGCGCAGACACAGGCUCUGGAGUAUCUGACAUGCUGGUCUGAGAAGCGAGACGAAUGGAAGUUCCAGAAGACGAGGCAGGUGUGGCUCCUGCAGCAUAUGUACGACAGUGAGAAGGUGUCGGAUGCUCAUUUCUCAGUUCUCUUAUCGUAUCUGGAAGGGCUGCGAGGCGUGGCUCGGGAGACCACGGUACAAAAAGCAGAAGCUUUGGUUCGAUUUGGGGCGGGUCCAGAAGGAGAAAAGGGUGGGGCUACAGAGGCACAGAAGAAGACACAACGAGCCAGAGAGGUGAUUCAGAUUCUCUCUUGAGGGUUGAAGGCAGGAAAAGGACAAAAUUCUGAGUCUGUAAAUAUGUAUGACAGAAUUUUUUUUUCAAUAAAGACAUUUGCUUUUGUA